AUACCCGGAAUCCGGAGAUAAAUACGCGAUGUCAGCGCCUCAAGUAGUGGGGACGUGAAACUAUUUUCUAGCAGUUUUGUGUUUUCACUUUACCCAGAGACGUGCAUUCCGCGAAAAAAGUGAUUUUUUUAACUGGAAAAAUGUCUAUCCAGCAGUGCAAAAAGAUUCUAAGGAAGACCAAGAGAUGCCAGAGCAUUAUAGAACAAGACACCGGGAUUAAAUGCACUGACACGGCGGAUUUGAAUCUUGCAAUCUGCAAUGCUGGACUCUCGACGGGAUUACGCCCAGAGGGUGUCCUCGAAACCAUUGGGAAUGUGGGGAAUGUUUCUGAGAUAAUCAUGCUACCUGGAAAGUCAUUUUGUUUUCUCUCAUGCCCCACAAUUGACGAUUCCCAAAGGAUUUUCGACAGAUUGCAUGGAAAGGCAAAACUUGGUCAGAAUCAGGGAGUCAUUUACUUAUCUUUCUGCAAAGAUCUCCCAAAAUUUGAGAAUCCAUGGGAUAGUAGUAUAUCUCCACUUGGAUUAAUAGUCAUUAGGGAUUUUAUAUCAGAGGAGGAAGAAGAAAUACUCCAGAAUUGCGUCAAUUGGUCAGAGGGAGAGAAUUCCGGGAAAGAGCUCAAGCACCGCCAGGUGAAGCAUUUUGGGUAUGAAUUUCGGUAUGGAACUAAUGAUGUAGAUAGUGAUAAACCUUUGAUGGAAAAGAUCCCUGAGGAAUGCCAAAUUCUCUGGCAGAGGAUGCAAGAAAAGCAUCCUGAUAUUGACUGGCCAAUUCCUGACCAGCUUACUGUGAAUAAAUACAGUCCUGGUCAGGGUAUUCCGCCUCACUGUGAUACCCACAGUGCUUUCUCUGGUCCUAUAGUCUCUCUGUCUCUGGGCAGUGACGUUGUGAUGGACUUCAGGAGUGCUUCCGGGGAGAAUUCUUCUGUUUUUCUUCCCAGAAGGUCUCUGCUUUUGAUGACAGGGGAGAGUAGGUAUAACUGGACUCAUGGUAUCACACCCAGGUGUAUGGAUAUCGUGCCCAGUGGCUCAGAUAAUGCAUCCCUGACUGUUCUUAAGAGAUCUACUAGAAUUUCAUUCACUUUCCGGAAGCUUCGGCAGGGGGAAUGUGAUUGCAAUUAUGCCAGGUUUUGUGACACUAAAAAGAGGCAACGGGAGGAAAAAUCCCUAGAACUGGCGGAAAUGGCUGCUAAGGUUGAGGAGGAAAAUGUCCAUAAGAUUUACAAUGAAAUAGCUCAACAUUUUAGCGAAACCAGGCAUUCUCCAUGGCCAAAAGUGGCAGAAUUCAUAGCUAAUCUCCCAUUGGGAUCGUCUCUGGUGGAUAUUGGCUGUGGGAAUGGGAAAUAUCUCGUAUCCAGGGAAGAUAUUGUAAAGAUUGGAUGUGAUAGGAGUGAAGGUCUACUGAAAGUUUGUCAGGAGAGGCAAUUGAAUUCUUUCCUCUGCGACUGCUUGGAACUUCCCAUCCGGGAUAGUUCCGUCAGUGCUUGCAUCAGCAUAGCUGUAAUCCAUCAUCUGGCUUCAGAAGAGCGUCGGAUUCAGGCAGUAAAGGAAAUGGGAAGAAUUCUAGAGAGAUCCGGAAGAGGAUUGAUUUAUGUCUGGGCUAAGAAUCAAGAGGCAGACAAGAAGAAAUCCAGCUAUCUGCGGCAGAACAGGAAGCUCAAUAAGAAGCCCAUUGAAGAAGUCUCUGAGACUGAAAAUCAGAAGAAUGACGAGGAACUUCCUCUCCCUAUUCAUACCAAUCGAACACAAUUCCUCCACAGAGACAUUCUGGUACCUUGGAAGCUCAAAGAUGGCUCGGAUAAUCCCAAGACCUUCCUGCGUUUCUACCAUGUUUUUGAGGAGGGCGAACUUGAGGAACUCUGCAGCAAAGUUAAUGGCAUAAGAGUCAUUCAAUCUUACUACGAUCAGGGAAAUUGGUGCGCAAUCUUCGAGAAAAUCUAACCCAUUUAUUAAUUUUUAGUACAAUAAACAAUUAAAUCCUCUA
Molecule: messenger RNA, 1980 nt
Organism: Phlebotomus papatasi
Lineage: Eukaryota; Metazoa; Arthropoda; Insecta; Diptera; Psychodidae
Product: alkylated DNA repair protein alkB homolog 8
Exons: 2
Coding region: 141-1937 (598 amino acids)
Biological process (GO): tRNA wobble uridine modification
Cellular component (GO): cytoplasm; nucleus
Molecular function (GO): tRNA binding; S-adenosylmethionine-dependent methyltransferase activity
Source: RefSeq, a predicted model, not a curated record